Messenger RNA from Telopea speciosissima, 787 nucleotides. RefSeq names its product two-component response regulator ARR5-like. The coding region runs from base 43 to 753 and encodes 236 amino acids. Lineage: Eukaryota; Viridiplantae; Streptophyta; Magnoliopsida; Proteales; Proteaceae. The record is from RefSeq and is a predicted model, not a curated record. The transcript has 5 exons. Gene Ontology annotation, biological process: cytokinin-activated signaling pathway; phosphorelay signal transduction system.
AUCAGGUCUUUAAACUGUGUUUCAGAAAGGACUUUUGGUGCAAUGGCGAGCAGCGAUGUGCUUCCACAGGUUUCUGUACCGGAGAUGAAUGAGUUCUCUGAUCCUUCAUCACCGGAUUCUCAAGAAUUACAUGUUCUUGCCGUUGACGAUAGCCUUGUCGAUCGAAAAGUUAUCGAACGGUUGCUCAAGAUCUCCUCUUGUAAAGUGACGACUGUAGAUAGUGGAACGAGAGCUCUUCAAUUUCUUGGAUUGGAUGGGGAGAAGAAGAACUCUGAGGGAUUCAAUGUAAGAGAAGGUUUGAAGGUCAAUAUGAUAAUAACGGAUUACAGUAUGCCUGGAAUGAACGGAUAUGAGUUACUGAAGAAAAUCAAGGAAUCUUCGACUUUCAGAGAAAUUCCAGUGGUGAUUAUGUCGUCGGAAAACGUCUUACCUCGAAUCGACAGGUGUUUGGAGGAAGGAGCAGAGGAAUUUAUUGUGAAACCUGUAAAGCUUUCUGACGUGAAACGAUUAAAAGAUAGAGUUGGUGGUGGAGGUGAAGCCGAUGGGAGAUGGAUCCAACAUAGUAAAAGGAGAAAGUUGCAAGAUGCCACUACCACAGAUCUAUCAUCAUUAUCUUCUUCUCCUUCAGUUGCUUCUACUCCGUUAGCUUCUUCGACGAACACUCGGAGCAGCAGCGAUAUGGAGACCAUCACGGGAGAGCAUCAUCUGACGGAACACAACAAAAACUUUAAGGAGAUGAAAAUAAAUGAUUAGGAUUCGUGAAGUGAAGCGUAGCCAUCUCUGCAAC